GAAAAGGAAAAAGAGAGAUGGCAGAGCAAUUUGCGAAGCAGGGAAAGCAUUACGUUGAAGGAAGGCCAAGUUAUCUGGCACAGCAAUAUGCAGAAGGAAGGCCAAGUUAUCCGCCGCAGCUCUUUCAAUUCAUUGCUUCAAAGACACCCUCUCACCAACUUGCUUGGGACGUCGGCACCGGAACCGGCCAAGCUGCUAUAUCUUUAGCUGCAAUAUACAAGAAUGUCAUAGCCACGGAUGCUAGUGAUAAGCAACUUGAAUUUGCAGCCAAGCUACUUAAUGUGCGUUACCAACAUACCUCUUCAACCAUGACCAUGGCCGAGCUUGAACAAAAGGUGGCACCUCAGGGGACCAUAGACCUUGUGACCAUUGCUCAAGCCAUGCACUAUUUUGACCUACCAAUCUUCUACGAACAAGUCAAGUGGGUUCUCAAGAAGCCUCACGGAGUCAUCGCUGCUUGGUGUUACUCUUUGCCAAGAAUUAAUGAUGAAGUAGACGCUAUCCUUGAUCGAUUAUAUUCCAUUGAUGGAAGCCCUUAUUUUGAUCCAGCUCGCAGAUGGGUUGAUGACAAUUAUAAAAGCAUUGAUUUUCCAUUUGAGCCUGUGGAUGGAAAUGAUCACACAGGACCCUUUGAGUUUGUGAUAGAGAAAGAGAUUGAUUUGAAUGGUUUCUUGGCUUACAUCAAAUCAUGGUCAGCAUAUCAUGUAGCAAAGGAGAAAGGAGUGGAGCUUCUUGGGGAAGAUGUAGUUGAAAAACUCAAGCUUUCUUGGGGUGAAGAUGGCAAAAGGGUUGCCAAGUGCCAAGUUUAUCUGAGAAUUGGAAGAGUAGGGGAUGCCUGAAAAUAUGCAAGUGGUUACUUCUUUGGUCUGUCCUAGAGGGAGGUAGGACAAGUAACAUCUUUUAUCCGUUGAAUAAAUAAUUAGCUUCAUUGGUACUAAUUGAAUAAUUGGGUAAACUGUUAAGGAUGGAUGAAGUAAUAAGCAUAGAUUCUUUGGGGGUUUGGUGUUAACAAAUUCCAAUAGCAUGGUGGUAAAAGUGAUAACGGGGUUUCUGGGUCUUUUAGUGGUUUUGAAAAAGAUUUGGUGUGUUGAAUGUUAAUGAGGUUAUUAUUACCAUGGUGUGGCUCAAUGAGUCCAUCUUGUUGGCACGAUGAAUGGUAAUUUUCUGUGUUAUUGGAUUGAGGAAGUGGUGGAGAUGAAGUAAGAUGAGGGAGAAGGAAAAGGAAACCAAUUGUUUGUUUUGAGCUUUGUGCGUGAUUCUAAUAAGGGGCGC
Messenger RNA from Gastrolobium bilobum, 1272 nucleotides. RefSeq lists its product as uncharacterized. The transcript has 2 exons. Bases 18 to 839 code for a protein of 273 amino acids. Lineage: Eukaryota; Viridiplantae; Streptophyta; Magnoliopsida; Fabales; Fabaceae. The record is from RefSeq and is a predicted model, not a curated record.